AUGCCCAUUACGAUGGGCGACCAGGGCGCGAACCGUGUGACGCCGUCGAUGCUCCCAUCGCCACCAAUGUCGACCGCCUGGGGACAGUCCGGCGGCAACAUUUGGGCGACGGCGCCCUUGGGUGGCCUGCAUUCCGUCAGCAUGGCCGAACCCAACCCGCAGGCCAGAUACUAUGCUCCUGCUCCUGUUGAUGAACCGCAGCCCGCCUUCGGAGAUGCUCCCAUGCAGCCAUCGCAAGGAGGAUUCUAUCCGCCUCGCCAGCACCCUGCUCAUCAGCACGCCGCGCCCAUGUUGUCCUUCAGGGAGCAAGCAGAGCCCGCCCAGCCGGCGCCUGUGCGCGUCAUGAUCCAGCGCCUUUCCCCCACAACCUCGGCGGCCGAAAUUCGCAUAAUGCUCGUCUUUUCUCAGGAGCUGCUCAGCGUUGAACUCCUCGGUCCUGACUACUCUGAGGCUGAGCCCACCUGCUCAGCCCUGCUGCUCUUUCGAAGCAUGAAUGGUGCGUCCGAAGCCCGUAACAAGUUGGACGGCCGCCCGAAUCCGAACGGCCAUGGCACCAUGAGUGUCAGCAUUCUGCCCUCUCCAGCCUACGGUACACCAGCCUACGGCUCGCCAGACUACGGGUCGCCGACGCGCGCGUCAUCCGCUGUGCCAAACGGCGCGCAUAAUGGCUAUGCCGACUUCUCGUACGUCAACCAUGAUCCGCAGCCGCCUCACAGUAACGGGGUUGUGUCACCGACCGCCAACGCCGGCCUUUUCUACCCUGGCCCUGCCUCUGCCCCUGGCCCGGCUUCUGCUCCUCAUCACCAGGACCUCGCCGCCCCAAACACUCAGGCCGGUAGCCGCUACAAGGAGAUAUUCAACCGGCAGUCCCCGAAUGGCAACUAUCUUCCCAACGAGAUGCCUGGCCGGCUUGGAAAGCACCUCAUCAAUGCUGAACUCGGCGACGAGGAUGACCGGGAGCUCCUUAGGGACUCCGUCGCCUACGGCAACAGGGGCACUCCGGUCCAACGGAGAGACGCUACCAUCACCCCUCCCGACUCCGUCAGCCAGGCUAUGGCAAGCCUGUCUCUCGAGCCGAACAUCGCUAUGAAGCCGGGAACGAUGCCGGCGUAUGUCGCAGGUCUGCCUUCCGUCAUUGGCGUCAACGACAUCUAUCUGCGACUCCAACAGCACGUCGCGCGACAGCAAGAUCAGCUCCAUCAGCAACAGCAUCAUCAGCCCGACAAGCGAUCCUCCAGACACACAGGGAGGCACCAGCAAGCGCAGUACGGAGCGGCCAAUUAUCCCCCGGCAAACCCUGCGGAUCAGAACCCUCCCUGCAAUACUCUCUACGUCGGCAACCUGCCCAUGGACGCGUGCGAAGAUGAGCUCAAAGUCCUCUUUUCCUUGACUAGGGGCUACAAGAGGAUGUGCUUCAGAAUCAAGCACAACGGGCCCAUGUGCUUUGUCGAGUAUGAAGACAUUGCCCACGCCACCAAGGCGCUUACUACGCUGUAUGGAUUCUCGCUGCACAACAGCGUCAAGGGCGGCAUCCGCUUGAGCUUCUCCAAGAACCCGCUUGGUGUUCGCUCGGCCUCGUCGCAGGCUCCCCAUGGGAAUCUGUAUCCCAGCGGCGGCAUACGCACGCCCACCGCCAAUGGCUUCGCGGCGGCCAGCGGCCCUCCUCCCGGCCUGCCUCGCCCCCCCGGCCUCGGCUCCCGAUCUCAAUCCACCUUCAGCGCCGGCAGUCGCGCCAGCAGUGCCAUGGGGCCUGUUAUGAAUGGCAAUGCGCACGGCAACAGGAAUGGCAGUGUCAAUGGCCACAGGAAUGGCACUGUCAGUGGCGGUGUGUCUGAAGCCGGCUCUAGCUAUUCCCAGAGAGCACCGUACUAUAGAAACGGCAUGAGCAGCAUGGGCGGCAUGAACGGCAUGAACGGCAUGAACGGCAUGAACGGCAUGAACGGCUUGAACGGCAUGAAUGGCCUGAACGGCAUGAACAAUCUGAACAACAUGAACGGCAUGAGCAUGACAAAGCCUCACACGCCUGUUAUCUAG
This is a messenger RNA of Trichoderma citrinoviride, 2034 nucleotides long. RefSeq lists its product as hypothetical. The transcript has a single exon. Gene Ontology annotation, molecular function: mRNA binding. The record is from RefSeq and is a predicted model, not a curated record. The coding region runs from base 1 to 2034 and encodes 677 amino acids. NCBI's taxonomy places the organism in Eukaryota, Fungi, Ascomycota, Sordariomycetes, Hypocreales, Hypocreaceae.